Messenger RNA from Prorocentrum cordatum, 926 nucleotides. The record is from the annotation of a GenBank genome assembly. NCBI's taxonomy places the organism in Eukaryota, Dinophyceae, Prorocentrales, Prorocentraceae.
GAGCCAUGGUGCGCGCGCUCGCUUUUGUGCCGCUCCUCGCGCUCGCCGGGGCCGUGACGCCAGAUGAGCUGGAGUCCUACCUCUACUCGCCCUCGGGUCUGGACAUGAGCCGGACUGAUGCCCACAACUUAGCGUGGAAGGAGGCGAGCAUCCUGACCCAGUGCGACGUCACGAUCUCCGACCUUAAAGCGCUCCGGACGGUCCUAUACAGCCCCUCGACACUGGAUUUCAGCAAGCCGGAGCUUCAGAACAAGUUGCUGCUGUUGGCCGAGCAGCAUGUAAGCCCAGAUGAGUUGAAGUCGAUGUACCAACUCCUCUACAGCACAAGCUCACUGGAUGUAUCUCGGUCCGUUGCCAAGGAGAACACCCUUGCUCUGGUGAAGCAGUUUGCUGAGGAAUCACAGAUCAAGGACCUCUACACCGUCCUGAAACAACUCGUCUCCAAGGCAGAUGCUCAAAAGUGGACCUUGAUCCUGGCACAGGAUGGAUGCGACGCAACUGCCCUCAAGAACUCGUAUGCCGCCUCGAAGGACUGGACGUCGGCGUCGAAGUCCUGCGUGCGUGCAAACCUCAACGGGGAGGCUAAGCGAUACGCCAAGAACGGUGUGGCAUACAGCGCUGUCGACUUCGAGAAGUAUUAUGGGGCAACGUACCUCGAUGAGUGGCGCACAGCGCCCGUGGAGAAGCGCGUGGCCAACGACGGCAAGGCCUACACCGCCAGCCAGUUCCGCACGUUCUACAGCUCCAGCUGGGAGCAGAAGUGGGAUGCGGCAGCCUCGGCCACGCAGCAGCGCAUCGCAGCGGACGGGAAGACAUACAGCAUCGCAGAGUUUGUGGCGUACUACAAGGACGACUGGCAGGCUCGCUGGGCGGAGGCGCCGGAGGUCCGCUGCAAGGAGUGCAACUCGCAGCAGAUCGUCGUUUGA